This is a messenger RNA of Amyelois transitella, 488 nucleotides long. Its product is annotated as immediate early response 3-interacting protein 1. The record is from RefSeq and is a predicted model, not a curated record. Gene Ontology annotation, cellular component: Golgi membrane; COPII-coated ER to Golgi transport vesicle; endoplasmic reticulum membrane. Gene Ontology annotation, biological process: endoplasmic reticulum to Golgi vesicle-mediated transport. The coding region runs from base 100 to 345 and encodes 81 amino acids. Lineage: Eukaryota; Metazoa; Arthropoda; Insecta; Lepidoptera; Pyralidae. The transcript has 3 exons.
CAACAAAUCAUAACCACAACACAACAAAACAAGAGUUGCGUUGGGUUGGGAUUAAUUGAAAAGUGAUUUAAUUUUGUUAGCAGUACCUAUCAAAGCAAGAUGUUGACCUUAUGGAAUUUAUUUGAGGCUUCACUACUAUGCCUCAAUGCUGUCUGUGUGUUACACGAAGAGAGAUUCAUGCAAAAAAUGGGAUGGGGCGCCAAUAGCCCAAAUCAAGGGUUUGAGGAUCAGUCAUCUGUGAAGUUCCAAAUAUUAAACUUAGUUAGAUCAAUUAGGACCGUGACCAGAAUUCCUCUCAUUAUCCUCAACAUAUUAACAAUAAUUUUUAAAUUAUUGUUAGGAUGAAGGAACAAACGUAGAGCAAUACAUUCAGCAAAAGGCAAUAGAAGUUCCAAAUACAUGUUAUACAUACAUAUAUGUAUGUGUCACUGUCAAUAUCUUCUAGCUAUAUAUGUAAGGCAUUUGUAAAUAAACAUUUUGUAAUACAA